AUGGCGAGAAGAUCUUCGAGUUGGUGCUCCCUGUUCGUCACCAUCGGUGGACCUGUUUCCGCCUUGAAAUCUUUGACUGGCGCGUGGACCUCGCUGAGUAAAUGGAUCGAUGCAGACCGUCUUGCGAGUUAUGCAGGACGUUAUCCUGAAUGUGCCCGUCUUCACGAAAGCAUUCUUGCACUUGUAUCUUCGCGCUAUCCUCUCGCCUCCACAUGUCCAGCUGCCAACCUAGACUGCCUCAGCUACCCAGAGAACGACCAGAGGGCUGCCCAAUGUCAGAUUCCAUUUCCCCGAUACUUGGCACUGAGGCCGCAGCAAGCAACCAAGCAACAAACCAACCCCAGAGAUUCCGACGAGAAGAUGGAAGGAGAAUGCCUCUGCAAAGCUGUCGCCGUCAAGGUCAACGAUGACAACCUCUUUGGCGAACAGCGCCGGGGUCACUUUUGUCACUGCGCCAAUUGUCGCAAGGUGGCUGGUGGCAUGAGACGUACCGUGUUACUGACCGAGUCCUGGGGUUAUGGGAUCAACAGCUUCGGCGCCAACCUGACCAUCGAGGAAGAAAAGGUCGAGUUCCCCAGAGGCAAAGGCAAUCUCAAGGUGUACACUGUUCGUCGUCGUCCACCACCACCACCACCACUAUGA
This is a messenger RNA of Fonsecaea monophora, 642 nucleotides long. RefSeq lists its product as hypothetical. The transcript has 4 exons. Bases 1 to 642 code for a protein of 213 amino acids. The record is from RefSeq and is a predicted model, not a curated record. Lineage: Eukaryota; Fungi; Ascomycota; Eurotiomycetes; Chaetothyriales; Herpotrichiellaceae.